This is a messenger RNA of Maudiozyma saulgeensis, 2349 nucleotides long. The record is from the annotation of a GenBank genome assembly. NCBI's taxonomy places the organism in Eukaryota, Fungi, Ascomycota, Saccharomycetes, Saccharomycetales, Saccharomycetaceae.
AUGAAAGAAGUCAUAAAUCUAGAAUCUGAAGAAAUUGACCAAAAUUCUAUAAAUGACCCUAAGGACUCUUUAGAGAAGGCCCAAUCGGUAGUUAUUUCCGACGAAACCAAGAAUAAAGGUGAUGUAUCAUCAAAUGAACAUAGCGACUCUAAUAAUUCUUCUAAACCAAGACGAUCCCAGAAAUCAAAGGGUCAAAUGACAUUUGCAGAUUUCAAAGGUAUUGCGUUUAUUAAACCUAAACCUACUGAUCUGAAAGAAAAUGGAAAUAAAAUCAAGAUAAGAAUAUCUCAUAACACACCAAAGGUUAUCACAUCAAAUGUUUCGAUAAAAUCAAACACACGUUCCAAACCACAUAUAAAACCGAAAUCAACCUCGACAGUUCCAGCUAUAGAAAGUAUACCUAAAAAACGUGGAACAUAUUCUGAUUUGGAAUCUAAUCGUUAUAAGAUAUUAAAAACAGAACAUCAUAAGAAAGUUCCAAGUUUAAAGACAUUACAGAAUUUGUAUUGGGCCCCGAAUCUUCCAUUAAUGAAUAAUGAUUUUAGAGUUGUUGACGACCAAAUAAAUGAAUCAUGGAACCAACAAUUUUGUGAUAAACCUGAACCGCGUGCAAAGGAUAUUUUAAAAGUUCUGUCGUUUGUUAAUAAAUUUAGUCAAUAUUUUGAUGAAAAUAUAAAAAAUAUAUCAUAUUCAGAUAUCUCAAUUGGUCUUACAUUAGGAACCUCCGAUGAGAAUACCGGAAGUCGUGAUGAUGAAGAAUUAGAGCACACUCAAAAUUUAAUGAACUUCAUGUUUUUCAAUUUUUUAAAAUUAUUAUUUAGUGUAAGCGACAAGAAAAGUUCUUACAAUAUUCCAAACCUGGAGAAGUUUUUAAACAUUAAGCAACCUUAUGGGAAAAUGGUUGGGAGACUUCAUUCCAAUAUUAAAGAAUGGGGCUCUCCAAAGGAAUGGAGAUACGAAUUAUCUAAAGAUGAAAUUCAUCCGGAGCAAAUUGACAAUACUUUGGUAGACCCGUCUUCCAAUGAGAUCUUAUUCGAUACAAACGACAUGAUCCCUUUGCAUCAACCAUUUCAAGAUGAAUACCAUCCAUUAUUCAUGAAAACUAGAUCAAUUGUAGAUUCUGAAGGUAUAUAUGCAAUUGAUACAUUCAAAGAUAGAGUCGUGGUAUUAAGUUAUUUGGUAGAUCUGAACACAAGAUAUUCCUCACUUAUUCACGAUGAAGUUAACAGUAUGUCACACUGUCGAAAAGAUCAACAUUAUACACAUCUGGUACCAAAUUUCUUAAAAGAAGGUUUCGCUCAAACAGUAGAAGAUUUCACUGAUUUAUGUGAAUCUAUUGUGAUCUAUAUCAAUGCUAAACGUACUAGUAAGUAUGAAAGAUAUAAAGAUAAGCUACCUACACUUGAUGAGAUACGAGCUGCACUUGUUAACGUGUUAAAGACUAAUACAGAUGAAAGAAGGGCAAAGAUUUUAUCAAUGUACGAUAAAUGGGUAAUUCUAUUGGAUAACACAGUACCAGAUAAUUCAUUAUCCGAUCCGUACCUGGAGGAUUCCGCAAAACUUCGUUUACAGGAAUUCUUUAUUGCCAGAGUAAAUGAAAUAGGUGAUUUUUACAUUCCUAGAAUGAACACAUAUAAUAAUCCUAAUAAGUACACUAAUUUUUAUGUUGAUUUACUAUCAUUAUUAAAAUUGUUCAAAAUGUACGCAAAUGACGAAAUUGAUGAUAAUGUUAUUAAUAAGGAAUUUGAAAACUCUACCAAACCUUCAUUUUCAAUAUUAUAUCGUAAUACAGCAAAGAUGACAAACGAUUGGUUUAAAAAUAAUGGUGCAUCUGAGGAAAAUUAUUGGUUUGAAAUUUGUAAUGAUUCUCACUCACUUAAAUCUUUUAAGACCAAAAUUGAAGACAUCUUAUCUGGUAAUGGGACGGGUGAAGUUUCAGAUUUAUUAAAAGAUAUUAAGUACCAAGAUACAAAAAGAACGUUGUCUAUUUUGAAUGAUUAUUUGGAUAAAAUUUAUCCUGUUGUUAAAAAAUUUGAAAAUUUGAAACCAACACACAAAAGUCAUGAUACCAUUGAUAUGUUAAGAGAUGAUAGUGCUCCUAGACGAUCUACAAGAGGGCGCAGCGCUAGAGUGGAUUACGGUUUUCAAUCAGAAGAGGAAUUUGAAAAUGACAUUCAAGGUGAAUCAGAUGCAGAUUUCGUCAACGGUUCAGAGUCUGUCUAUGACGAUGAAGGACAGAGGCAUAUACCUGCAGCUGACAACGAUGAAGCUGGCACUGAAGCAUCGGAUACUCCAACACAAAAGAUAUCUCGUGAACAGAGAUUGCAAUCUAGAAGAGAAAGACAUUAA